UAAAAUAAUUACUUUGUCGCUAUCGGCUAGUUCCCACAAGUGCUAUCUGAGACGAGCACGACGAUGAGCGAAUCGGGCGAAAGCGGCUUCGUGGGCUUUGCAAAUCUACCGAAUCAAGUCCAUCGAAAGUCAGUAAAGCGAGGAUUCGAGUUCACGCUGAUGGUUGUAGGUGAGUCUGGACUGGGAAAGUCAACCCUCGUCAACAGUUUGUUCUUGACGGAUUUGUAUGCUGAACGGGAGUAUCCGCCUGCUGCAGAUAGGAUAAAGCAAACUGUGCAGCUAGAGACAUCUACAGUUGAGAUUGAAGAGAGAGGAGUUCGACUACGGCUUACUGUAGUUGAUACACCAGGGUUUGGAGAUGCUGUCAAUAAUAAGGAAAGUUGGAAGCCUCUCAUCAAAUACAUUAACAUGCAAUAUGAAAACUAUCUGAGAGAUGAAUCAGGUCUAAACCGAAGGAACAUCAUCGACAAUCGAGUUCAUUGCUGCCUCUACUUCAUUAGCCCAACUGGUCAUGGCCUCAAACCAUUGGACAUUGAGUUUAUGAAACAACUGCAUGACAAGGUCAAUGUAAUUCCAGUCAUUGCUAAAGCAGACACACUGACUCCUAGUGAAGUGAAGACAUUGAAGAAAAGGGUGAUGAACGAGAUCAAGGAGCACAAGGUUCGGAUUUAUAUGGGAGAAACUGAGGAUGAAGAGGAGACAGCUGGUUUGAAGGAAAGUAUUCCGUUUGCUGUUGUGGGCAGCAACACCCUUCUGGAAGUUGGUGGCAAGAAAGUUCGAGGUCGACUCUACCCUUGGGGAGUUGUAGAAGUUGAGAAUUCUGAUCACUGUGAUUUCACCAAACUAAGAAACAUGCUGAUUAGGACACACAUGCAGGAUCUAAAGGAUGUCACACAAGACGUUCAUUAUGAGAACUUUCGACUUCAUCGGCUGAGAAAGCAAGACAUAGCAUCGGGAACUCGUGAGCAAGAAGCCACUUUGUCUCCCGAUGGGAUGUCCGAGUCUGAUAGAAAACUAGCAGAGAAAGAGGCUGAGUUGGAAAAGAUGCGACAGAUGAUGGCCAUGAUGCAGCAGCAGCUUCAGCAACAGCAGCAGGUGUGAAACAAGAUAUCAAGCUUGAUAUUAUCAGAGAAGUGCUGAUAGAACAAAAUAUUGUAAUUUAGGAUUGCAUUAUGUGUGAUUUCUAAUAUUAGCAUAGUCCAGUGGGUUUGUUCUCUCACUUUUUCUUUUGCUCGUACUCGUAGACUGCUUUCACAAGCUACAUUGUUGCAGUGACACUCAGAUAAUAGAUAUGCUAAGACAUGUA
Molecule: messenger RNA, 1306 nt
Organism: Corticium candelabrum
Lineage: Eukaryota; Metazoa; Porifera; Homoscleromorpha; Homosclerophorida; Plakinidae
Product: septin-1-like
Exons: 10
Coding region: 64-1101 (345 amino acids)
Biological process (GO): regulation of exocytosis; cytoskeleton-dependent cytokinesis; intracellular protein localization
Cellular component (GO): septin complex; septin ring; synaptic vesicle
Molecular function (GO): molecular adaptor activity; GTPase activity; GTP binding
Source: RefSeq, a predicted model, not a curated record